Scophthalmus maximus (turbot) is the source of this 3278-nucleotide messenger RNA. RefSeq names its product tripartite motif-containing protein 16-like. Gene Ontology annotation, molecular function: protein binding; zinc ion binding. NCBI's taxonomy places the organism in Eukaryota, Metazoa, Chordata, Actinopteri, Pleuronectiformes, Scophthalmidae. The record is from RefSeq and is a predicted model, not a curated record. The coding region runs from base 127 to 1797 and encodes 556 amino acids. The transcript has a single exon.
GUGAAGUGUCAGAGCUGACAGGCCCCGUUCACUGUGCAGACACAUGUUGUUGAGAUCAGAGAUCAGACUUCAGUUUCACUUCUCACACACUGAAACUCAGACAGUCGUUCGUCACUGAGAGGUGAAAUGGCGCAGAAAGGAGUUCAGCUGGAGCGGGAAUCCCUCUCUUGUUCCAUCUGUCUGGAUCUACUGAAGGAUCCGGUGGCUAUUUCCUGUGGACACAGCUACUGUAUGAGCUGUAUUAAAACCCACUGGGACAAAGAGGAUGAGAAGAGGAUCUACAGCUGCCCUCAGUGUAGACAGACCUUCACACUGAGGCCUGUCCUGGGGAAAAACACCAUGUUGGCUGAUUUAGUGGAGCAGUUGAAGAAGACUGGACUCCAAGCUGCUCCUGCUGAUCACUGCUACGCUGGAGCUGAAGAUGUGGCCUGUGAUUUCUGCACUGGGAGAAAACUGAAAGCCGUCAAGUCCUGUUUGGUUUGUUUGGUCUCUUAUUGUGAGAAACACCUCCAGCCUCAUUAUGAUGUUCCUCCGUUAAAGAAGCACAAGCUGGUGGACCCAACCAACAAGCUCCAGGAGAACAUCUGCUCUCGUCACGAUGAGGUGAUGAAGAUGUUCUGCCGCACUGAUCAGCAGUGUAUCUGUUAUCUCUGCUCUGUGGAUGAACAUAAAGGCCACGACACAGUCUCAGCUGCAGCAGAAAUCACCGAGAGGCAGAGAGAGCUCGAGUUGAGUCGACAACAAAUCCAGCAGAGAGUCCAGGACAGAGAGGAAGAUGUGAAGCUGCUUCAACAGGAGCUGGAGGCUGUCAAUGGCUCUGCUGACAAAGCAGUGGAGGACAGUGAGAAGAUCUUCACUGAGCUGAUCCGUCUGGUGGAGAAAAGAAGCUCCGACGUGAAGCAGCAGAUCAGAUCCCAGCAGGAAACUGAAGUGAGUCGAGUUAAAGAUCUUCAGGAGAAGCUGGAGCAGGAGAUCACUGAGCUGAAGAGGAAAGACGCUGAACUGAAGCAGCUCUCACACACAGAGGAUCACAACCAGUUUCUACACAACUACCCCUCACUGUCACCACUCAGUCCGUCUACACACUCAUCCAGCAUCGACAUCCGUCCUCUCAGGUACUUUGAGGCUGUGACAGCAGCUGUGUCAGAGGUCAGAGGUCGACUACAGGACGUCCUGACCGAGUCAGAGACAAACAUCUCACUGACAGUGACUCAAGUGGAUGUUUUACUGUCACAACCAGAGCCCAAGACCAGAGAGGAAUUCUUAACAUAUUCACAGGAAAUCACACUGGAUCCAAACACUGCAAUGACACGUCUGUUAUUAUCUGAGGGAAACAGAAAAGUAACAUUUAUGAAAGAAGAACAGUUUUAUUCUAGUCACCCAGACAGAUUCACUAAUUAUUUUCAGGUCCUGAGUAGAGAGAGUCUGACUGGACGUUGUUACUGGGAGGUGGAGUGGAGAGAAGGAGUUAAUGUAGCAGUCGCAUACAAGAAUAUCAUCAGAGCAGGGAUCUCACAGGAAUGUGCAUUUGGAUUCAAUGACAAAUCUUGGAGGUUAGAAUGUUGUGAAAACAGUUAUAACUUUUAUUACAACAGUAUCGACACUCCAGUCUCAGGUCCGGUGUCCUCCAGAGUCGGAGUGUACCUGGAUCACAGUGCAGGUGUUCUGUCCUUCUACAGCGUCUCUGACACCAUGACUCUCCUCCACAGAGUCCAGACCACAUUCACUCAGCCGCUCUUUGCUGGAGUUUAUCUUUAUAAUGUAGGAUUCACAGCUGAGUUCUGUAAACUCAAAUAGACUUGAGUCAUUUAAAGAGCAGUGAGUUAAACUCUGCGUUUCAACCUUAUAACUUCUUUUCCCUCCAUGUUUGUUCCUCAUCGUUGUUGUUGUUGUUGUUGUUGUGACAUUUGUUGCUCUGCACAGAGAUCAGCUGUCAAUCAAACACUGGGCGGUGCUUUGACGUCUCCUCAUUCGUUGUUCUGUCGAUGUUUGAGUUCGUCGAGUCGGAGCUGGAGCCGUGGACGAUCUCAAUGCUCAUGUUGAUGUUCGUUCACCUGACUUUUCUCCAAUUGAGAAUAUAAACGUGCCUGUGCUCUAAACGUUUAAUGGGACUUUUUUCUGAAUAGUCAUCAUACUGAUCAUUAACAGAUUGAAUACAUUUGAUGCUCUGAUGAAGAAUGAAAAGGUCCAGUGUGAUUUCGGUUUCAGAGCUUUUUUCCCCUCUGGAAACAGCUUCCUGCUGCUGUUAUUAAAUCAAACUUUGUAAUGUGAAAAUUCUACUGUCACUCAACGUGGUUUAUUUCUUCACUUUCCCUCACACAAGCAGUUUAAUGAACAAAAACCAAUCAACCUUCACCAUGUUGGUGGCAGAGCAGGAAACAGCCACACAAGUCAUUUGGAUCAGUUGUGUUGGUGUUUUACUACACAAAUGUUCUGUUGUGUCAUUUAGCUGUGAUGACUUGUUGGACAUAAUAGCAAUGUACCACACACACAAUAUGUUUUCCUGUGUAUGAUAUCAAAACAACAACAGCAGCUUGAUUGUCUGAUAAAAUGUUUAUAAAACGACCAACGUUGACUUGAUGUUGAAAUUAUUCUUCACCUUGGAAACAUUGCUUGUCAAACAAAUCUCACCACCAGGUCCAAUCUGUUGCUAUACUGUCUCAACACCAAUGAGAUUUCCUUAAUAAUCAAUAUGGGUUUUUUUAUAUUUAAUGACCUCUGACACGGAGGUUAUGUUUUCACACGUAUCCCUUUGUUCCUUUGUUGGUCAGAUUAAUUACUACUAAUCAGAUUUUCAUGAAACCUGGUGGAAAGAUGGGACAUGGGCCAAAAAAAUGAUCUCUUACAGUUUGGUAUUGAUCUGAUCAAUGACACUUAAAAAUAAAAUCAUGUUCUUAAAUAUUGUGAGACGAUUUUACCACAUUUUCACUGAUUUCCCUGGAAAUGAUUCACGGGUCUUGAUGAGUAAAUCAGGUAUAUUUCAGGGACUGAUGAGUAUGAGUGUGUACAAUGUGAUGUGGAUCCAGAUCAAGAUGUAACUGUGCUUCACGUGAGGACUGUUGGGCCUCGGCUGAGGUUCGCUCUCUCCUGAGUUAUAUUCCAGCUCUUUGAACACUGUUCUGUUUGACCUUGUGUUGCUGACGCUCAGGUUGAACACAGAUUUCAUCCUGUACUGUUUCCAUGUUGAGUGCAAGAGUGUGAUCUACUGUAAGAUGACAAGUUUGGAAGAAAUUGAUAAAUCAUAUUAUCAAUAAAGGCUUUUCUUUUAAAGAAUGAAA